AUGCUCCAUCUCCACCAUCUUUCCAAUUGGGGAAAAUGGCAUCGAUGGAUCCCAGACGAACUCCCUUCCACUUCGAGAUCUGUCCUUCUUUCCUUGGCUACACCGUGCCUUCUGCACUUACAAGAUCGGGAAGCGCGACGACAAUCUUUGCGCGACAACUCGUUAGCCGAAUUUGACGGAGGCGAAGAAGAGCGAAUUGGUCGGGCGAAGCCAAGAAAAGAUGGACGAAUGGAAAUCCUGAUUCUACGAGCUCCACAACGUCUCUUCAGCUUCCAAUCGAGGAAAUUCGUCAAUUCCGACAACGAAUUUGCCGGCUGCCGGCACUGCUCAAGAAGACAAGUUUUGAGACGAGCCCAGAAGAGGAAUGAGGGACAAUGCGAAUCCUUUGUUGUUAAUCUUGAAGGUGGAGUUGGAUUAUCUUAUCAUGGGUCUGGAUUCUGGAGUGUAGAUUUGAGAAUCCAUGUUUUGACAGAGAAGAGUUGA
This is a messenger RNA of Linum trigynum, 483 nucleotides long. Lineage: Eukaryota; Viridiplantae; Streptophyta; Magnoliopsida; Malpighiales; Linaceae. The record is from the annotation of a GenBank genome assembly.